Mesorhabditis belari is the source of this 768-nucleotide messenger RNA. Lineage: Eukaryota; Metazoa; Nematoda; Chromadorea; Rhabditida; Rhabditidae. The record is from the annotation of a GenBank genome assembly.
AUGUCGUAUUUGUGGGUCUCACUUUCUGGCGACGCCUACGCGGCUGCAGAUGCUUAUGCUCCAUAUUCUCUUGAUUUGUCGCCUACGGGUUUCCACUUUUUCAAGUUCCUCGAUCACUUCUUAUCGGAGCAAUGCUUUGCUACUCAAGGGGAGGUCGAAAAUGGCAUCAAGGAGUUUAUCGAUUCAAUGGGACCCGCCUUCUGCACUUUAGGAAUUGAAAACUUAGCCAAACUUUUCUCUCUUCUUCCAACGGCUCUCUUGGAAAAUUAUGAUAAACGAGUGAAUCCAUUUUACAUCACGAAUAAGACAGUGCUUGUGAAAUUUUCAGUACCAAGUAUCACUUUGGAACAAGUGGUCAAUCAAGAAAAUCAAGCCACUUUUCUCUAUGGAUUGAAUGUUGUAAGAUUUGGUGAACAAACGGGUGAUCCAGUAACAAUCGGUUUAACAUCAAUGUUGGCUCUUUCAAUCACGUUGAGUGUUGUCGCAGAUAAUGUACCAAAAGCAGCGACAGUUCCGUUGAUUGGAUGGUUUGUGGUCGUCUGCUUGACUUUAUGCAUUUUGUCAGUCUUUUUCGGGGUAAUCCUCGACAAAUAUCGAUCAACCAGUAAACAAAAGAAUAACGAAAUGAUUAAAAAAGUCUCGAUUUUCCUUCUUUGUCUUUUCCAAUUAUCCCUUUUAAUCAAUGUGAUUGUUUUCUUUUCAUUUUCAUGGAAUCACGAUCAAUACUCGUUGAUUGAUCUCUUUCUAGACAAAUAUGAUGUGACUGGA